This is a messenger RNA of Diceros bicornis minor, 507 nucleotides long. RefSeq names its product transport and Golgi organization protein 1 homolog. The record is from RefSeq and is a predicted model, not a curated record. The coding region runs from base 3 to 398 and encodes 131 amino acids. The transcript is spliced from 6 exons. Lineage: Eukaryota; Metazoa; Chordata; Mammalia; Perissodactyla; Rhinocerotidae.
CUAUGUAUGAGAAGAAUGCUCACGACAAUUGGAUCAAGGCUCGGAUUUGGGAGAGGGAGAUAGCAGAGCAGAGCAGGGAAGCCGCCCACUUGAAACACAGAUUGGAGAUAAUGUCCAAUAAGAGACUGCCUGAGGGAUACAGGCUGCACAAACCAAUGUCGGGAAGACCUGGGAUGCAGAACCCUCCACAGAGAGAUCCGGGACCUGGUGCUGCGGCUGUGAGGAGCAGCAGCUCCGGGGGCAAGGUCAAUGUUGAGGCAAGAGGGCCUCCUUCUUUUGCAGCACCACCCUGCACAACCAACCCUGUGGGCUCUGGGCCACAUCUGUCUCCUCCAUCCUGGAGGCCUCUAGGCCCUCACCCGCUGCCUCCACGUGUCCCACUCGGACACUCAUUUUGAAGGAGGACACUGAGCUGUAAUAAACAGGCUGUGGCAAAUUAUUAUGGUUUUCCCUGCCGGAUCCUGCCCCCUCCACUUUUAUCUUUCCUGUUGUCACCCCUAAUACACU